AUGAAUAAUGAACUUAUCAGGAAAGUUUAUUGGUUGACAAAACUUUACUUUCACGUGACGUGUGGAAAUUUCCAUUAUUUCGACGGAGGUAACCGAGUUUACACAAAGGACAUUGGAUUAAAAUAAAAAGGCCAAUGAAUAAUUCCCCCGAUUCCGAUCAGGAUAGGGAGGAAGUCUCGCAUAGAACGGAGGCAACUGGUAUAUACAUUGGAAACACAGAGCCUACAUCAAUUGCAGACCUGGAACAACUGUGUGCAAUAGCCAAUUCAUUAAGAGAAGAAAAAUAUGAUUUGGAAAAUAAGAACGAUGAACUACAGCAUCAAACAUUGACGUUAAAACGCGAAAAUAAUGAUGCAAGAAGGAAAAUAAGAGAAUUAGAAGAUGCUGUUGAAACAGAGAAUGAGAGACAUGAACGUGGCACGAGAGAACUGCAGAGUCAAUGUGACGAAAGAAUUAACGAUAUGUACGAUACCUUACACAAACAAAGACUACAGAUAGAACAUAAAGAUGAACUAAUACGAUCUAUGACAAAGGAAAUGACCACUAUGAAGACAAGACUCAUGACGUACGAAAAUGAUCAUAUGAGAGAUAUCAGACCAAGACAGUCAAAGAGAUUCAAAAGAAGCAUGAUACCAGAAUGUAAACACUGCCACUCCGCAAUUACAGAUGGCAACGAGGAGUGCUGUUUUCACCCUGAAAAACCAGUUCGUGCAGUAAACUACAGCAAAACAAACCCGGUAAUGCUUUGGAAGUGUUGUUACCAGGUAGCUAAAAAAGAACCUUUUGGGUGUACAAGUCAUUCCAACCAUGAACCAGUGGUAUGAAUUCGAUCAGCCAUUCAUGUUUUCCCGAGAUAUUUUUACCCAAUUAAUCUAAAAUUCUGUUAGCUUUUGAUGAGAGAUUUUCUUGUGGAAAAUUCCUUUCUAAAUAUGAAUUACAUUAUUUUUGUUAGUAUAUGUGAAACUCUAAUCGCAAAAGGAUAAUACUUCAGUAUCUUAAUCUUUAUAGAUAUUUGUAAGUGUACUUACUAUACUAUUGAUACCAUCAAUAUUGUCAUUGGAUAUUAAUUUAUCCAGUUCAAACUUAUAAUAUUUAGGGAAUAUUUAUGUGGUAUUAUUUGAUGCAUAUGUAUUUUAUUUUAUUCUAUUUGUAAUAAGCCAACUGCCACUAGUCUAUACAUAUUUUAUUUGUAUCAAAAAGUAAUAUCGCAAAGGUAUCUGACUCUGAGGAAUACUAAAAAAGGAACGCUCUUAAUCAAAUGGAAAAAUCAAAAGCUCAAACAAAUUAAACGAAUAGAAACCAACUAUAAUAUUCCUGAAUUGGCACAGGAAUUUUCUUAUGUAGAAAAUUGUGUAUUAAAUCUGGUUUUAUAGCUAGAUAAACCUCUCACUUGUAUGACAGUCGCUUAAAAUUCUAUUAUAUUGACAUCGAUAUGUGAACAAAACAAACAGACAUAAUAGGUAAAGAUGUCGAAAUAGGGGUACAGCAGUCAAAAUGUGUUUUUAUCUUAAAGAUUUUUAAACAAACAAAUAUGUAACAAAUAAAAACAAAAAGGCAUAUAGACAAAGCACAUUAGUAAAAAUAAAAGACACGAAUCCAAAAAGUAAAACUUUUACGAUUCAAAGAUUUUCAGUUAAAUGGGUGUCUUACUUUUGGCUGAAUACAUUUACAUCAUUAGUCAGCUUUUUUUCAUUUGUGAAUAUGUAAAUUGGGAGUAUCUGUUUGUCUAUCAUAUGGCAUAUACCUUCAACCUCAUUUUCAUUUUCAAAUGGCCAGUAAGACCAUAUUUUAAUGAAAAAUUAUACUAAAAAUAUCACUCCAUUUACAUUAAAUUGUGUGUAUGACCAGUUUCACGUUGUCUUUCUCUUAAAUUCAGAAUGCAUAAAUCCAAUAUAUCUGAAAGCGAGAUAGUUUAAUAUUUUAACUCUUGCACUCUCUUCAUGCUUCAUUUUUGCGGGUAGAGAAUUAAAAUGUCCGCUCGAGAAUACAUAUUUUACCACAAAGUAUCAAAACUUGUUUUAGAGUGUGAAUCUGAAUGAUACUCGAAGAUAAUUGUUAGGGAAAUGUUCAUUGAAAGUUGAAAAUCCAGACAUAAUACAUUUCAACUACUAUUUGUAUCACAGUCCAACCAUCAUUUAUAUGGAUACAUAUGUAUUUUUUUAAAACAGUGAUUUAGUUAAUAUAAACGCCUUAUAAAGAUUUGUUCACAAAAUAACCUAGUAACAUACUCUAGAAUAUGUUUUUUUUUUAUCACAGAAACAUCAUAUAUAUUAACUGCUUGAACAUAUAAUAUAUUUUUGUUGAAAUUUGUACGUAUUUGAUAAUGCAGUAUACUUGUUGAUGAUGCACACAAUAGGAUAAUGUAUAUAUAACUGUUUUUUUU
Messenger RNA from Mytilus trossulus (common blue mussel), 2383 nucleotides. RefSeq lists its product as uncharacterized. The coding region runs from base 135 to 824 and encodes 229 amino acids. The record is from RefSeq and is a predicted model, not a curated record. The transcript has 5 exons. NCBI's taxonomy places the organism in Eukaryota, Metazoa, Mollusca, Bivalvia, Mytilida, Mytilidae.